Molecule: messenger RNA, 640 nt
Organism: Entrophospora candida
Lineage: Eukaryota; Fungi; Glomeromycota; Glomeromycetes; Entrophosporales; Entrophosporaceae
Source: the annotation of a GenBank genome assembly
AUGACAACCAGAAGACAACAAUUUGAUGUUACAAUUUCCAACUUAGAAGAUAUUAUUAUACUUGAAGAUACACGUGAUUAUGAUAGAGUAGAAAGAAGAAAUUUAUGGGGUCAAAACUCACUUUUGUCUUUGUCUGAAGAAGAAGUUUUAAAACAUAUUAAAGAAUGGAAUUUUGAUUUACCAGUUGAGGAGGAUCUAAUUGCCUCAAUUAAAAAAACAACAAUGAAUGAUUUAUUUUCAUUAUUUAAAAAUUAUUUAAAUAAUGAAAAUAAUUUAGACCUUCAGUCAUUUAUCCCUUCUUGUGAAUUUAUUGAUUAUGAUUUAGGAAAAUUACCUUGUUUUUCUUUACUUUUUCGAACAUUAAGAGAAGAAAAAUCAAUUAAAUUAAGACAAGGAGGUUUAAAUGACUACUUUGAUACUAUUUCAAUAUGGAGAAAAUUGGAUUAUCUUAAUAAAAUACCUGAAAAUCAUAAAGCUGGAGAUAAAAAAGCAUGUGCUAAUUUUUUUUUAAAAAAAUUAAACGAGGAAUUGUUGGAAUAUGACAAUGUUAGAACAAUAGAAGUAGGAAGUGGCAAACAAAUGGAUACUGAAAAUACUUCAGUUGAGAAGCUUAAAGAAGAUGGCUAUGAAAUAAUUGAUG